This is a messenger RNA of Lytechinus pictus (painted urchin), 6116 nucleotides long. RefSeq names its product E3 ubiquitin-protein ligase DTX1-like. The transcript is spliced from 10 exons. Gene Ontology annotation, molecular function: zinc ion binding; ubiquitin protein ligase activity. The coding region runs from base 1 to 2100 and encodes 699 amino acids. Gene Ontology annotation, cellular component: nucleoplasm. NCBI's taxonomy places the organism in Eukaryota, Metazoa, Echinodermata, Echinoidea, Temnopleuroida, Toxopneustidae. The record is from RefSeq and is a predicted model, not a curated record. Gene Ontology annotation, biological process: protein ubiquitination; Notch signaling pathway.
AUGGACGAGGACGAUGUAGUUGUGUGGGAAUGGUUUUCCGACCACGGACGAUGGCGAGCUUACGAUCCGUCCGUGGUCGUCGAAUUGGAAGCGGCAUAUGGCAGAGAGACCACCCUGGCACUGGCGGAUGUUGACCCAGCCUUGUCAUCUUAUGAAAUAGAUUUUUCAGCCAUGCAACAGUAUCGGACCACAUCUCUUUACUUUGAUCUCAUUGCAGGCAAUGCCAGGCCAAUCAGGAGAAGAACGCUACCAGGCAGUUCACCAGCAGGACAAGGUGUUGAAUGGCAGUGGGAAGACAACAGUGGAUGGAUCCAGUAUGACCUAGACACCAGUACAAUAGUAGAGGAUGCCUACAACAAGAAAUUGCACUCCAUAGACUUGUCAAGGACCAGGUGUCACUUACCCUACAUCAUAGACUUCUCUCAGAUGAUGCAGAUACGUAGGACUUCAGGGUUUAAGCGGAAACUACGGAGGGUGGUACUAACCGAGUUAUAUCCCAAGGUGACCAAUGUUGUGUCACCGAUCGAGGUAUCCAGUGGCAGUGAGAGUCCAGAGCUGAGUGCUGUUUUAGAGGUGGACCCAGGAGUGGUUGAUGAGGCUGUUAUGAAGGAAAGUGAGAAUGCGAAUGUGACGUUAGAAUCAUGCCAGAUUCAAAUGACGGAUGAUGUAGGUGGAGAGCAGCUUUCAGAAGCUGUAGAACUAUCCCGGCCAACAUCGUUAUCAAUAUCGGAACCCAUCAAAGAAACAGAUAUAGACAGUGCAAUUUCACCGAGCCCUGCCACAUCGACAACACCAAAUGUGCCUCAGGUAGUGGAGCCUACAUCCACGGGAACUGCAACACAGAGAGCGGGAAAGAGAACUCACGGCAAGCGAUCUUCUUCUCGUAAAGCCGUAGCCGCAACUAGAGAUGUGCAGGCCACAGUAGCAUGGACGAGUCCAGGAGAUGCGGAUGUUGCCAGUACAAGUUCAGCAGGUUCCUCUACAGGAAGUGCAGGGAGAAGCAGUUUACCAAGAUCGGUGAGCGUACCGGCAUCCAUGGCUUCCGGUCAGUCAAGCGAGGGCAGCAAGAAGCACACCACGGCUAGUCCAAGCUCUGGCUCCGGUCUGGGAAUGCCACCUCUCACCCAGAGUGCGACCAUGUCCCAGCUGGCCACUGCAGCUGCUGCUACAACAUCAAGGAUGAGAAAGUCUCACUCGACACCUUGUACCAUCCAGACUAGGACGGCCAAUGCAGCGGGUGCAAGGCUCAGCCCAGUUAUGACAGCUAUGACGAGCAUUUUGCUCUCCACAGCCUUGCCCAUCAAGCUGGUACCCGUCAGGACCCCCAUCUACUCCCCACCCAACUCUGGAGGGAUCCGCCCAGUGGAGGGGCUCAAACCACGCAAGAAGAAGAGGAAGAUAUCGCUCAGGGGAAAGACGGCGGAGGAAGUGAUUGGGAAAUACGUUGAGAAAGAGGAGAACCUUCCUGAUGAGGAAUGUCCUAUAUGUUUUGAGAAGCUGUGCAAUAUAUCACAUUACAACGAAGAUGAGGAAGAGGGAGAAAGUGUUCUUAAACUUGAUAGAUGCGGUCAUCUUUUUCAUCAAAGUUGUCUCUAUGCAAUGUAUAACAGUGGACCAAAGGAUGGUAGUAUACAAUGUCCGACCUGUAAAGCCAUCUAUGGUGUAAAAUGUGGCAAUCAACCUCCUGGGUCUAUGGACUACCAUGUCAUACCGCAUUCCCUCCCAGGAUUCUCAUCAUGCGGGACUAUACGUAUCAUCUACAGUAUACCACCAGGAACACAGGGUCCAGAACAUCCAAGUCCAGGCAGAAGAUAUUCAUCUAGGGGAUUCCCCAGAAUGUGUUAUCUACCAGACAAUGAAAUAGGAAGAAAGAUUCUCCAGCUUCUCAUCAUUGCGUGGGACCGACGGCUCAUCUUCACCAUCGGCACAUCGGUCACCACAGGAGAGCCCAACACCGUGGUUUGGAACGAGAUCCACCACAAGACCGAGUUUGGUUCCAACGUGACGGGCCACGGCUUCCCGGACCCCAACUACUUUACUAACAUCCUUGGAGAGCUGGCAUCGCAGGGAGUAACGGAAGACUGUCUGGAUGAUUGCUGAGAUGACAUCGCAAGGAGAUGGAAGGAUGUUUGCAGAACAGUUGCUUUGAUAGGCUGAUAGUGAGGAGGCAUGAUAGCUCAGUAGAGCGGUGGUCUAGCAUGCACCACUGACCUUUAAGAGGACCUUAUGCUCUCGGUCCUCUGGUGCUUGUUUUAAAGCAUUCUUGUUAUUUGACAAUCGUAUAAAAAAAAAUCACCACUACCACUACCGCUUCAUCAAUUUCAUUUCUCAAGACUUCAAACAGAACAGUAUUAUCUUGAAGCAUAUAGAUUGUCUGAAUUCUUUCAAACCUUACCCACCUGUUUUCACUUUUUACACAAUUACACCUGUUACAAAGUAUCUGGAUUUCCUUGAUGUUUGGAUUACCAUGUCUUUAUCAAAUUGUUAUUCAGGUCGAGUUGGAUAAUCAAUCCAACUUUUUUUUUCAUGUUUGAUUUUGAUAUGUUCCUGUAGUGCCUCGUGUUGCAUAUUAUGGGUGGAAUUCACAAAUGUCAUUUUAAUUUAGACCAUGGACUAUUUUAUUUUGUGACAUAGGUACACUUCAUUUGGCGUAUGCACUUGGAAUUAUCCAGUGAAUCUUGGUUUAAAAUAAUCUUUUAUGGCUUAUAUGAACACAGGCUGAGAAAGUUAUAAACCUCAGUCAUGUUCUAAACCAAGCAAACCAUAAACAAAUGUACGAUAUUACAUCUAAACCUACCACAUAUGACAUGACCUGUGUUGGCUUCAUUUCUAUUAAAAAAAAUUGAUAUUAACAUUCAAUGUAGUAGCACCUGUUUCCACCACCAUAUCAGGUGCUUUUGUUGUUUGCUCCAAAAGAAACACAAUGUCAUCUCAUUCCAAGGAUGCAUUGCUUGUGGUGUUUUGCAGUUUGAAUGGAAUUGUUCAAAAAGCAACCGUCUCAAGUGUCACUUCAUAUAUUUAUAAUAUCAAUCAUGAUUUGUGAUGCUAUCGGCAUAUUGCAGUAGACUAUGCUUAGAAAUAGAAAUGGUUUAUUGAACAAAAAUCAUUUGUGGCCCAAAAGGCGAAAUUACAGAUUUUCAAACAUAAAAACAAUUAUCACCCGUAACAGACAUCUGAGCUGGUCGUUUACAAAACCGUAUUUCCCUGUAUUUUAUUAUUAUCAGGAAGGGAUAGGUAUAUUGUUUGUAUUUUCCUCGGUCUCAAUGCGCGUAUUGACUUUGCAUGCAGAGACGACGCAAAAUAUACCUUUGUAUUUUCCCUGGUCUCACAUCCGGGCCUUUGACGAUGCGAAUGAAGUGAUACGCUUCAUAAUGUUCCGCGCACCAACGAUCUACGUCAUAAUAAAGACAACGCUGGAUCUGGGCGCUUGCAAGUACGUCAUAAUGGUAAAGUGCAGAGCCUAGACACUGAUAUUAUCAUGACACAACAGAACUCUAUUCUUAAAAGAUAUCACUGUUAUCAUGAUUUUUUGCUCUAGAUAUCUGAUUUGGAUGGUAAUAAAAAUAUUGACUGCCCUUCUUUCGGGGAACAUCAAAUAUAUUGCCCUUAAAAGACCCAUACUGCCCUCGUCUAAAGACUCGGGCCAAUAUGAUUCUUUUGCUGGCAAUAUAUUUGAUGUUCCCCUCAAGACCAAUCAAUAUUAUAUAAAUGUACAUCAAUAUUGCUACAACAUAAUGAAAGAAGUAAAAUAAUUUCAAAAUACAUUGAAAAAAAAUAAUGCCUGAGGAAAAUAAUUUUUAGGGUGAUUUGGCCAUUAAUCCUAAUCAAAGGCUCACAAGUGAAUGAAAUUUUUGAUUUUAGGUAUUCCUAUUUCCUUGGAACAUCAAUUAGAAUGAUUUCACUUUUAUUUUUAAAACACCUGUUUUAAAGCUAAUUUCUAAUUCUUACAAUAUCUAUGCACAGUCGGGUCAUGUGAUGUGCGGUCACUGUGGUAGGCUACGCAUUUGGUCUACUUCCCAGAUAGUCUAAUACCACAUAGACUAAACCCAUGUGGUCUACAAUCAAUGUGGUCUAAUUGCCGUUUGUUCUGCACUACACUUGGUCUAAACCUACUUUAGUCAAAUUCUCAUUUAGUCUGAUGGAUAUUAGACAAAAUGGUAAAUGGGCUGAAUGGCAAUUAGACCAAAUGGCUAGUAUGUGGAGCGUUGUGGCCCAGUGGAUUAGUCUUCUGACUUUGAAACAGAGGUUCGUGGGUUCGAAUCCCAGCCAUGGCGUAAUUUCCUUCAGCAAGGAAUUCAUCCACGUUGUGCUGCACUCAACCCAGGUGAGAUGAAUGGGUACCUAGCAGGAAUUUAUUCCUUGAAAUGCCACCGUGCUGUAUCAGGCUGCAGGGCUAAAGCGAGGGUAAUAAUAUCCAAGUCCUUUGGAAGCGCAUAGGGACGUUAUGACAUAAUGUGAUAUGCGCUAUACAAGAACUGCGUUAUUAUGAUUAUAUAGUAGACGAACUCUGAUGAGACCAUGCGGGAUGAGAUAAAGUGGAAAGUAGACAAAGUGGGUGUAAACCAAUCGGUAAUUUGCUAGCUUUUGGAAUGUGUCAUUCCUUGCACUGCGAUACUCUCAUUCUUUGUAAACUUCCAUGCUAUAUAUGAAAUGACACACAUUUAUUGCAUUUCAUGUUCAGCUAAUGUAAAAAACUCAAUUUUAGAGUUUUUUGCUUAUGAUAAAAUGAGCCAUAAUGCACAGAGAUGUAUUAUACUCAGUGGUUUGGUACACCAAGUCAUUUUUUUAAACAAUUUUUAUGUCAGUUUUAAAGUUGGAUAUAGAUCAUCAUACUAAAAACAUUGGGACAUAUCUAUUAGAUGUGUGUGUGUGUUUUUUAAAGCCUUUGUAGGCAGUAGGGAGUUGAAUUGAGAUAAGGCUUUAUGGUUUUUAGAAUUUAGGAGCUUAUAUUCAUAAGUACCAAAAUCUCGAAUGAAUAAAGUGAGUUUUGUUUGCCUGUAUAUCAACUUUCGAUAUUUAUAAACAAUUAUAAUGCAUUGGACAUUGUACAAGUUAACUUACAUUCAUUGGAUCUCUUUUAUCUUCUGUUCAAUCAAUCUAAUCGUGGAUUUAACUAAAAAUUGAUUGAACAUGUAUCUUGAACAUGGGUAUCAUAAAACAAGUGUGUGUGUGUGUAUAUAUAUGUGUGUUUUAUCACCGCAUAUAUCUUGUACAUAUAUAAACACUGUCAAAUUGAUCUUGCAACAUUAAGUGUGUGUAGAUGGUGAACCAAAAUCAUAUAUAGAUAUUAUGUUAAAUGUUACACAUCUGCACACUAAGAAUUCUUUUCCUCAUAUGAUGCAGACACUAUUGAAAAAAAAAGGGUUGUAUAAAAUCUUUGUAAGUCUAUUUUUGUAUCAUAGAUUGCAGCAUUUUUUCUAAAGACAAUGAAAAUUAUGAAGAGUUAUUGCUUUAAUUGAUUCUGAGUAAGCCAGGGAAAAAUAUGUUAUCAAAGACAUAUUUAGGCCUACCAAAUACUAAUAUCAAGUUUAGAUAAUGAGAUUGAACAUAGUAAGUUUUAGGAUGGCUUCCUCUGAGGUUUUUGCAGUGAUGUGCUAGAUACAUAAUCAGUUUCAGGUUUUAUAGCACAAAGUGGAAGUGUCACUUCAUAGAAAAAAGAUCGGAAAUAAAAAUUAGAUUUCCUCAUUCAGAUUAAACUAGCUUAGCAACAUUUUCAGAAUGCAUUCCUGGGGAGAAAGUUCACCUUUUUUGUGCUAAUAAAUGUGCAUUGUAAGCUUCAAGUCUUCAAAAGUUUGUUCAAACUUGUGCAGACAAACUGAUUUCAUCAUGAUUUCAUUAUGUUGUCAUGAUGUGUCAUAUAGUCUGUGAUUUUACGAACCGGCUCAAACCUUGACAGGUCUCCAAAACAUGAUUUUGAGAUAAUCACGUUCAAAAGUUUGGAUGUUUUUCAGAUGCUCAUAACUUUGCACUUUGAAAGAAACUAGAUCAAUUAUUUAUACCAAUUUACAGCAUGCAUUCUACUAUUUUAUAAUAUACAAAAUUUUGUUCCCAAUUCAAAUUCAGUUUUUCAAUAUUUGAAAUGAAGCGUAGGUAUGCAUUUCAGAAACUGCUACUCU